GCGGGGGCGCGCGCCGCAGCCCGAGCCUCAGACGCAGGGGAGCCCGGGCCGGCGGGAGGCGCGGCUCGCUCGGGGACGGACGCGGCGGCGGAGGACGAAUCCUUGUGAUAUUUUUCCUCAGUACCCGCUACCCCUGUGUGUUGAAGACUUUGGCCAAAGCUGCUCUCAACUGUUGGCCUCAUCCUAAGAAAAGGACGGCUUGCAACAAUCAGCGAAACUUUCGAGAGACUCUUGGCCCUGGGGGAUCUUCUAAAGGGCAAUGCUAAGAAGACACCUGGUUUAAAGAAUUAAAAGGACAACUUCUUCAGACAGGAAGAGCUUCUCCAAAGGUACCUAGGAUAAGCAGAGAAAGCCCCCAAGGGUGACGUGGCACUCCUUUCAUUUAAUCCAGAAUCGUGGCAUGAGAGAUUCCCUGCAUGAAAAUUAUUUAAACGUCGCACGCGAAUCUUUUGUGAAAGAAGAAAAGGAGAUUCAGUUUGCGGGUCUCAGCAGGAGUUAAGCUAAUGCAGCUUAAAAUAAUGCCGAAAAAGAAGCGCUUAUCUGCAGGCGGAGCGCCCCUGAUUCUCUUCCUGUGCCAGAUGAUUAGUGCACUGGAAGUACCUCUUGAUCCAAAACUUCUUGAAGACUUGGUACAACCUCCAACCAUUACUCAACAGUCUCCAAAAGAUUACAUUAUCGACCCUCGAGAGAACAUCGUAAUCCAGUGUGAGGCCAAAGGGAAACCUCCUCCAAGCUUCUCCUGGACCCGAAAUGGGACUCAUUUUGACAUAGAUAAGGACCCUCUUGUCACCAUGAAGCCUGGCUCAGGAACCCUCACAAUCAACAUCAUGAGUGAAGGGAAAGCCGAGACUUACGAAGGGGUCUAUCAGUGCACAGCCAGGAACGAACGUGGAGCAGCAAUUUCUAAUAACAUUGUUGUCCGUCCAUCCAGGUCACCAUUGUGGACCAAAGAGAAACUUGAGCCAAUAACACUUCGAAAUGGCCAGUCUCUGAUCCUUCCCUGUAGACCCCCACUCGGAUUACCACCACCUAUAAUAUUCUGGAUGGAUAAUUCCUUUCAGAGACUUCCACAAAGUGAGAGGGUUUCUCAGGGUCUGAACGGAGACCUUUACUUCUCCAACGUUCUUCCGGAGGACACCCGUGAAGACUAUAUCUGUUACGCCAGAUUUAAUCACACUCAGACCAUACAGCAGAAGCAACCUAUCUCUGUGAAGGUGAUUUCAGUGGAUGAAUUGAAUGACACUAUAGCUGCUAAUUUGAGUGACACUGAGUUUUAUAGUGCUAAAUCAAAUAGAGAGAGGCCACCAACCUUUUUAACUCCAGAAGGCAAUGCCAGUCACAAGGAAGAAUUGAGAGGGAAUGUCCUUUCGCUAGAAUGCAUUGCAGAGGGGCUGCCUACCCCAAUUAUUUACUGGAUAAAAGAAGAUGGAACACUGCCCAUCAACCGGACAUUUUAUAGGAACUUCAAGAAAACUCUGCAGAUCAUUCAGGUUUCAGAAGCAGACUCUGGAAAUUACCAGUGUAUAGCUAAAAACGCCUUGGGAGCUAUCCAUCAUACCAUUACUGUCACAGUUAAAGCGGCUCCAUACUGGAUCAUGGCACCUCAAAAUCUUGUGCUGUCCCCAGGAGAAGAUGGGACAUUGAUCUGCAGAGCUAAUGGCAAUCCCAAACCCAGAAUUAGCUGGUUAUCGAAUGGAGUCCCAAUAGAAAUUGCUCCUGAUGACCCCAGCAGAAAAAUAGAUGGCGAUACCAUUAUUUUUUCAAAUGUUCAAGAAAGAUCAAGUGCAGUAUAUCAGUGCAAUGCCUCUAACGAAUAUGGAUAUUUACUGGCAAACGCAUUUGUAAACGUGCUAGCUGAGCCACCACGAAUCCUUACAUCUGCAAAUACACUCUACCAAGUCAUUGCAGACAGGCCGGCUUUGCUAGAUUGUGCCUUCUUUGGGUCUCCUCUGCCUACCAUCGAGUGGUUCAAAGGAGCCAAAGGCAGUGCUCUUCAUGAAGAUAUUUAUGUUUUACAUGAAAAUGGGACUUUGGAAAUUCCCGUGGCCCAAAAGGACAGUACAGGAACUUACACGUGUGUUGCAAGGAAUAAAUUAGGCGUGGCAAAGAAUGAAGUUCACUUGGAAGUCAAAGAUGCCACGAGGAUCAUUAAACAGCCUGAGUAUGCAGUGGUGCAAAGAGGGAGCACGGUGUCCUUUGAAUGCAAAGUGAAACACGAUCACACUUUGAUCCCCACCAUCACGUGGCUGAAGGACAACGGUGAGCUGCCCAAUGACGGAAGAUUCACUGUUGACAAGGACCAUUUGGUGGUGGCUGAUGUAAGGGACAACGACGGUGGCACCUACACAUGUGUGGCCAACACAACUCUGGACAAUGUUUCGGCCAGUGCUGUGCUGAGCGUCGUUGCUCCUACUCCAACUCCAGCUCCUAUUUACGAUGUCCCAAAUCCUCCGUUUGAUUUAGAAUUGACGGAUCAACUCGACAAAAGCGUUCAGUUGUCGUGGACUCCAGGCGAUGACAACAACAGCCCUAUUAUAAAAUUCAUCAUCGAAUAUGAAGAUGCAAUGCACGAAGCAGGGCUAUGGCACCACCAAACCGAGGUUUCUGGAAUGCAGACCACAGCCCAGCUGAAGCUGUCGCCUUAUGUGAACUACUCCUUCAGAGUGAUGGCCAUCAACAAUCUUGGGAGGAGCUUGCCCAGCGAGGCUUCUGAACAGUAUUUGACUAAAGCUGCAGAACCUGAUACCAAUCCCACGGCUGUGGAAGGACUAGGAUCAGAGCCUGAUAAUUUGGUGAUUACCUGGAAGCCCUUGAAUGGUUUUGAAUCUAAUGGGCCAGGCCUUCAGUACAAAGUGAGCUGGCGCCAGAAAGAUGGUGAUGACGAAUGGACGUCUGUGGUGGUGGCGAAUGUAUCCAAAUAUAUUGUCUCGGGCACACCCACCUUUGUCCCAUACCUGAUAAAAGUGCAGGCCUUGAAUGACGUGGGGUUUGCUCCAGAGCCAGCGGUGGUCAUGGGUCAUUCUGGAGAAGACCUCCCGAUGGUGGCUCCCGGAAAUGUGCGUGUGAACGUGGUGAACAGUACCUUAGCUGAGGUACACUGGGACCCCGUACCUCUGAAAAGUAUCCGAGGACACCUACAAGGCUACCGGAUUUACUACUGGAAGGCACAAGGUUCAUCGAAGAGAAACAGACGCCACAUUGAGAAAAAGAUCCUCACUUUCCAGGGCAGCAAGACUCAUGGCAUGUUGCCUGGGCUGGAGCCCUACAGCCACUACACACUGAACGUCCGAGUGGUCAACGGGAAAGGGGAGGGCCCAGCCAGCCCCGACAGAGUCUUUAACACUCCAGAAGGAGUUCCCAGUGCUCCUUCCUCUUUGAAGAUUGUUAACCCGACACUAGACUCGCUCACUUUGGAAUGGGACCCACCGAGCCGCCCGAACGGCAUUUUGACUGAGUACACCUUAAAAUAUCAGCCAAUUAACAGCACGCAUGAAUUAGGCCCACUGGUGGAUCUGAAAAUUCCUGCCAACAAGACGCGCUGGACUUUAAAAAAUUUAAAUUUCAGCACGCGGUAUAAGUUUUAUUUCUAUGCACAAACAGCGGCCGGAUCAGGAAGUCAAAUAACAGAGGAGGCAGUGACAACUGUGGAUGAAGCCGGUAAUCUUCCACGUGAUGUAGGUGCAGGCAAAGCAAUGGCAAGCCGGCAGGUGGAUAUUGCGACUCAGGGCUGGUUCAUUGGUCUCAUGUGUGCUGUCGCUCUCCUUAUCCUAAUUUUGCUGAUUGUUUGCUUCAUCAGAAGAAACAAGGGUGGUAAAUACCCAGUCAAAGAAAAGGAAGAUGCUCAUGCUGAUCCUGAAAUCCAGCCUAUGAAAGAAGACGAUGGCACUUUUGGAGAAUACAGUGAUGCAGAAGACCACAAGCCUUUGAAAAAAGGCAGUCGAACACCUUCAGACAGGACAGUGAAGAAGGAAGAUAGUGAUGACAGCCUAGUUGACUAUGGAGAGGGGGUGAAUGGCCAGUUCAAUGAAGACGGCUCCUUUAUUGGACAAUACAGUGGUAAGAAAGAGAAAGAACCAGCUGAAGGAAACGAAAGCUCGGAGGCACCUUCUCCUGUCAAUGCCAUGAAUUCCUUUGUUUGAUCUGUAAGCUCUUGGCCGAUAUCCCAUCUCUCUAGAACUUUCAUCUUCAGCACUUGUUUGUCUGCCUUCUCAUACUAGGCACACAGAGACAGAAAGUAUGGGUUCUGCUGUAUGUUAAUAUUAUGAGAGCAGUUUCAAACAAGGACGUGACUCGGUCCAAUGAUUUGUUAAUGUGAACUGCAGUGCAAAGUACAUCCUUUUUCAUCCAAAAUAGGUAUUCUUGUUCAGAACUGAUAAAAAAAAAUUACAGCAUCAUCAACUGAUCACCUUAUUUGCUCUUCAGGAUACAGUUCAAUGUGAUGCAUGAAAAAUGCUACACACGUAAAGGAAUACCUGUGUACCUUAUUAAAAACCUGGUUUGAUAACUUUGUUUAUACUGUCCUCAGCUGAACCCCUGAAAUGCGAAUUCCGUUUCCAUUGUCAAGAGUGUUACCGUAGUAUUCUCUAGAACUCCAAUGUCUUUGUGGACAUUGUUGUGAAAUUGGUGACUAUGUCUAGCUGUCAUUAGUCUUUUUGGGAGACUGUUAGCAACAGUAUGUACAGGAUAUCCUUGCUAUAUGAGUUCACGAUGACCGUCGCAUUUGCUGAUGCUUACUGAGACUCUGUGACCGGCCUCUGCCCCUGUUACUCCGUAGCCUUCUUAAUCCUCCGGGUAUUACCGCAGUACAGUGUUCUACUUCUUACAUCAUCUCUAUGUUCAGUUGUUUUUAGGCAUAAACAGUGUGUGUUGCAAUGCAUUUGGGCACGUAUGCCAGACCGAAAGAAUCGAAAACCAAUCACUCCACUUCAGUUUCAGAUAUUAUUCCAGAAAGCACAGGGCAAGACACAUGCAGUGCCUUCAGACAAUAAGCAUUCCAUAACACGCUGCCUUCCGUAUCCGUCGGCACGGUCGACUCGGAAUCCUAGCUUACUGUCAUUGUCCAAAAGUAACUCUUAAAAAGCAGAGAUCACAGAAAUGGCCAAUGCUGAAAGAAAGAAAGCAUGAAAAUAAAAUUAAUCAGACAGUUUAUUGUAAGGAGCAUUGCCCCUAUAAAAAGAAAAAGCCUUAGCGCCACCUGGAGCGCAUGCUGGAUUUGUGGUCUUUUGUGGUUUCCAUUAAAACAAGCCAAUCAGGUCAGAAGGCUGUUGAUUUGGUAGGGAAUUUUUGGAAAAAAAAAAAACUAAAAAGCAGUAGUUCCCAAACCGGAAGCAUACAACAGCAUGCUGACAGGAAUGCUUUUCUCCAGGCCUUUUUGCUAGGUGGCAGCUUUUGAAACUCUCUGCUGCGUUACACAGUGUGUAUGCAGAUAGCUAGGGACACAUUUCCGAAAAUCAGAAAUCUGACGAGUGCUAACAAGGCCAACAGUCAAAGGGAUCACACCUGCAGUUUCAAAAAUAAAAAUACAUAUCUUCCGUAUUCAGCAACGAUCUCUAUAAAUGGCUUACCUCCAAAUAUGAAAUCCUCUAACAACCUAUGGUUGAAGGAAUGCUCAGUUUCAUUUGCCAAUAAAUUGGUUUCUCAUAACUUGCAUCAAGUUUAAUUUUAAGUAAAGCUUUUUAUAUGUAGAUAUUUUGUUGAAUUUGUAAAUACACUGAAAGUGUAGAUGCUAUAUGCUUAGAGGUGGUCGAUACCAAUAAACAUGCAACCAAUGUUGACAUGUGCUGUAUAAGGAGUCAGCUGAAGUCGUACAGUGCAUGGGAUUGGAAAGCAUUUACUUAAAUACCUUUUGGGUUUUUAUUUUCCCUUUUUUUUGCUGUGAAACUGAAAUAGUGAGCUCUUCUACAUAUCGACAGCAGGUUUCUAGAUGAAAUCUUCAGAGCUUUGCCCAUGGGGCUCAGUAGGCAUCUUGGCUACAUGUCGGUAAAGCACAGUGUGAAGUCCUCCCAGGUAAAGAUUGGCCUCGCCAUUUCCACCGCUCCAUAUUCCCUUCUCACAGACCAACCGUUCUAAUGGAAAUACAGAAAGACAAAACAGGUUUGCCUUGACAGCACAAAGAUAAAAGUGACUCUAAGUUUGCCGAUGUUUGGGGGAGGGGGGUUUGGGGAAACAAUAGUUUUUGUUCUUCCAUAACGGUAGACGCUAAAGUUAUCUGUGCAUGAAGGGGUCACUUCUGUAAUAGUGCAACAGAUUUUGUAUUAAAAAUUAAAUGUGGUUUUAAAAGUCCCUCUCUCUUUUGUAAGAAGUCAUGUUCCCAGUGGAGUGUGAAUGUUUAAGUAACGGUGUAUUGUAAGAGUACAGGCAGAGAUGACUGGAUUUCCAUCCAAAAAAAAAAAAAAAUUGCUAUUAAACAGUCUCGAUCUC
Molecule: messenger RNA, 6420 nt
Organism: Canis lupus familiaris (dog)
Lineage: Eukaryota; Metazoa; Chordata; Mammalia; Carnivora; Canidae
Gene: NRCAM
Product: neuronal cell adhesion molecule
Biological process (GO): brain development; cell-cell adhesion
Molecular function (GO): cell-cell adhesion mediator activity
Source: RefSeq, a predicted model, not a curated record